UCAUCGAGAAUUCGAAGCCGUCCCUCAACACGCAGGAGAUUUGUGGCGUCUACGUCCAACGCAACUGUAUCCGAGUGGUUGACUUCAGUCAUUUGAGAUUUGGAAAAGAACAACAGCAAAAACAGUAAAGAAAGAUGAUCUUACUCCCCGUUUUUACGUAUUUAAUCUAUUUUGUGUCAGCAACUCAAUUUUAUAUGUAUGAGCUAAAUAAUACCAAUUUAUUUGCUUUAAAAUUGGGAAAAGCACUAAUAAUUGAGGAUUAUCAUAUUAUACUACAUGAGUUCAAUUUAAACAAUUUGGAAGCUAUCCUCAAAGAAUACGGCAAAAUUGUCAACACACUUGACACAUUUAUUAGCUCAACGAAUUCUAUAAAAGGAAACAAAUUCGAAGAAUACAAUAGCCUUGUCCAAGUUCAAACAAUCCUGAAACACAAAUAUGAACAAGCAAUUUCCAUGAUGGAAAAUUUUGAAAACAAGAAAAUCUCAAAGCGGUCUAUAGAGUUCCUAGGAAGUAUAAUAAAAGACAUAACAGGGAACCUCGAUCAAAAUGAUUAUGACGUCAUCAAAAGCCAGUUAGGACAGAUUAGAAAAGCCAAUAACAUUUUGAUAACAGAUAAUAACGCUCAAAUUAAAAUCAACAGUGUAUUCGAGCAACGAAUAAAUAAUCUAACAGAGAUAGCGCACAAACAGGCAAUUGAAUUUCAUAAUGUCAUAAAAAAGGCAGGCCUUAGCUUAGACAGUCAAAAAGUGAUCAACAGGAGACUACACUUACACGACGUCAUCUUCACAUUGGACAACGUUCGAAACCAACUAAACGUUAUAUUCGAAUCCACACAACUGGCGAAACUCGGAAUUAUCCAUAAAGCAUUACUGCAGCCCCGAGAAAUCAAUUUUGUACUUAACAUACUUAGCAAUGAAGGAGUAAAGAUUACAUCGAAUAUAGAAGCCUAUGAAUUCUUGGAAACAAAAACAGUACAAAAUAACCACAAAAUAAUACUGCUCAUAAAAAUUCCAAAAUUCAGACACGGAAAUAAUACUGUGAUCCAAAUUGAACCGAUUCCACAUCAAAACAAAAUUCUCAACAUAAACAAAAAGUACGCCAUAAUAAACGACAAAGAGACGUACUUAACAAAUAAUUACAUUGCACUGGAAGAUUACUUCAUUGUUAAAGCAAACGAAAUUCAAAAUCUUUCUCUAGCCCGUGUAGAUGAGGUGUCAGAUUCAUCCUCGGUGGGGGCGUGA
Messenger RNA from Anopheles darlingi, 1241 nucleotides. RefSeq lists its product as uncharacterized. The transcript has 3 exons. The coding region runs from base 135 to 1241 and encodes 368 amino acids. Lineage: Eukaryota; Metazoa; Arthropoda; Insecta; Diptera; Culicidae. The record is from RefSeq and is a predicted model, not a curated record.